GAGCAGCAUUAAUGAAGGAGGUGACCUGCUAAGAAUUCUGCAAAAGGGACCCUUUUCAACAAGUAUGGGGUCACCAUGGAAACCAUUUCUCAUCCUGUCUGUCAUCAGUGGCCUUUCAGACUUUGCCAGAGCUGUUGCAGCACGGCCCAUUUCUUAUGCAGCCGUGCUACGGAUGAAGCAGGACAGCUCCUUGUCGGUGCUCACGCCACGCAGCAGACCUUCACACCGCCACAGCGGUGGUCUGGGGAAUCCUGGCUGGCCUGCUUUUUCCAUUCUACCUCCGUCUGCUCUGACUUUGCUCAGCUCUCAGGAGGACCACAGGAGUGAAGAGAGCCUGGAGUUUGGCCCCGUUUUCAUCCAGGAGCCAGAUGACAUUAUUUUUUCUUUGGGUUCUGGUGAAAGGAAAGUGAUGCUGCACUGCGAGGCGCGGGGAAACCCACCUCCCACAUACAGCUGGUACAUUAAUGGGACCAGAGUGGACUCAGACACAGACUACAGAUACAGCUUCAUCGAUGGAGACCUAAUCAUCACCAAUGCCAGCGAGAUCACCGACUUUGGGAAAUACCAGUGUAAAUCGGAGAACAGCUUUGGAAGUAUUCUCAGUCGAGAUGCUCUGCUACAGUUCGCUUAUCUGGGGGCUUUCAGUACAAAGAGCAGAGGAGCUGUGUCUGUGCGAGAAGGCCAAGGUGUGGUGCUCAUGUGCAGCCCUCCUCCUCAUUCUCCAGAGAUAAUCUACAGCUGGGUGUUUAAUGAGUUUCCCUCCUUUGUUGCUGAGGACAGUCGGCGCUUCAUCUCCCAGGACACAGGGAACCUGUAUAUCUCCAAGGUGCAGCCCUCAGAUGUUGGAAGCUACAUCUGUCUGGUGAAGAACCCAGUGACAAAUGCAAGAGUUUUGAGUCCACCAACUCCUCUGACCCUGAAAACUGACGGUGUCAUGGGUGAAUACGAGCCCAAAAUUGAAGUGCAUUUCCCUACGUCGGUUCUGGCGGCUAAAGGAGUGACUGUCAGGCUGGAGUGCUUUGCUCUGGGGAACCCGGUGCCGACAAUUACAUGGAGGAAGAUAAAUGGCAACAUUCCCAAAAGAGUCCGACUUCGGAAGUCCCAGGCCGUAUUAGAGAUUCCCAACAUUCAGCAGGAUGAUUCAGGAGUUUACGAAUGCAAAGCUGAGAAUCCGAGAGGAGGAACUGCUUUCAAAGGGCAUCUGCAGGUCUACACUCUUCCUCAGUGGGUUAGAAUGAUUAAUGACACUCAGAUGGAUAGCGGAGAGAAACUCCAGUGGGAGUGCAAGGCCAUCUCGAGGCCGCGGCCCACCUAUCGCUGGCUUCGUAAUGGUCUGCCCUUGGCAUCCCAGGGUCGAGUGGAAAUAAUGAAUGGGGAGUUGUCCAUUCACAAAGUGCAGCAGACGGAUUCCGGGAUGUACCAGUGUGUGGCAGAAAACAAAUACGGGGCCGUCUACUCUAAUGCGGAACUCAAGAUUUUGGCAUCAGCACCCGUCUUUUUCCAAAACCCUGUCCGGGUCAUAGCCACGCUGGGAAAAGAUGCGUACCUGGAAUGCAAACCGAGAGCAUCGCCCAAACCCCGAAUCACAUGGAAGAGAGAAGACAGAAGGAUACAGCCAAGCAAAAGGAUUAUUCUGUUACGGAACAACACUCUGAAAAUUGUCAACUCCAGCCGAGCAGAUGAAGGGAACUAUGUGUGCCGGGCUGAGAAUCAGUUGGGCUCGGCCGAGCUGACGGCCGUACUGUGGGUAAAAGAGGCCAUGCGUGUGGUGCUGAGCCCCAGCAAAGUGGAGGUGACCGUGGGGGAGAGCGUGGUCCUGAGCUGCAAGGCGACGCACGACACAUCCCUGGAUGUGGCUUUCCAGUGGUUCUUCAACCAGAAACCCAUCGUCUUCCAGCAGGACGGAAACCACUUUGAGUACAUCCAAACAGUGAGAGCAAAACAGUCGUCCACCGUGGAUCUGAUGAUCAGGAGCAUUCUGCUUAGGCAUGCUGGGAAGUAUGGAUGCAGAGCGCAGACCAGUGCUGACUCUGUGUUUACGGAGGCUGAACUUCUUGUGCGAGGCCCUCCUGGACCCCCUGGAGUUGUGAUCGUGGAGGAGAUCACAGACCACACAGCUACCUUGUCUUGGACGCGGGGUCUGGACAACCACAGCCCCAUCAGCACCUACAAUUUACAAGCCAGGAGCCCGUUCUCAUUAGGCUGGCAAACUGUCAAAACAGAUCCAGACCCAGUCACCGGGGACAUGGAGUCGGCCAUGGCCGUGGAGCUCAACCCCUGGGUGGAAUACGAGUUCCGAGUUGUUGCCAGCAACGCCAUUGGAACCGGCGAUCCGAGCGCACCUUCAAGACGUGUUAGGACUAAGGAAGCAGUGCCAUCAGUGGCGCCAUCCAACGUGAGUGGGGGCGAUGGCCGAAGGCAUGAACUGGUCAUCUCGUGGGAGCCCGUAUCAGAAGAAUUCCAAAAUGGUGAGGGCUUCGGGUACAUUGUCGCCUUUCGAGCCAACGGCACUCGAGGCUGGAAGGAGAAGAUGGUGACCUCAGCGGACUCCACCACGUACAAAUACAGAGACGAGACCUUCCCUCCGCUGACUCCAUUUGAAGUGAAAGUGGGCGUGUACAACAAUAAAGGGGACGGCCCUUUCAGCCAAGUGGUCAUCAUCCAUUCUGCGGAAGGAGAGCCAAGAGAGCCACCGUCCGACGUAAAAGCUUACAGCACUUCGUCAUCGGAAAUCAGAGUGGCCUGGAAACCGCCGAGUCCAGGGCCUGGAAAACCCAAAGGAUACGAGGUUCAGUUUUGGAAAGAAGCGGAGCAGGAAGAGUCUGGAAAAAAACAGCGUACAAUGAAAAACGAGACCUUCAUGAUCCUGACGGGCCUGGACGGGAACAGUCAGUAUCUCAUCACGGUCAAAGGGUUCAACAACAUUGGUCAGGGUCCCGCCUGUGCUGCCAUCAAAGCCAGGACCAAGAAAUUCCCUCCAGCUCAGCCCCCGGUGAACCUCGCCUGGAUUCAAGAGGGAAACAAUGUUUCCUUAAGCUGGGAUCCAGUCAAAGCGAAAGACAACGAAUCUGACGUCAUCGGGUACAUGGUGUUGGUGAAACAAGAGGGCCGUGGCUACAACCAGGUGACACGAACCAUUAACCCGUCCACCGUGCUCUCACUGCCCGAGGGAGGCACUUACAUCAUUGAGGUGCGCUCGCUCAGCGAAGGGGGGGAGGGAGCCGCCAGCUCCCAAAUUCGACUUGUCACCUCCUCCGGCGUCCGAGCCAAAAGUGGGCAGUGCUCCGUGCACCGAACGAGCCUAACGUGGACCGCACUGCUCCUGGUUCUCCUGGUGCCUUGAGCUUCCUGGUGAGGCGGCUGUGCCACCCUCACCUUUAUACAGGGAGACACCAGUCUUUUUCUCCCUAACUCCCUAUGACUGCCUGCUUGCUCUGGCCUCAACCACCUGAAAGGGCCUGAGGCGUGCCGACGGGGGUCGAGUCUGCCAGCUAACGUGCAGCUCCUCGCAGCUUCUUCUUUUCAGUUUCCUGUUCUUUUUUUCAUUUAUUUCUUGCCGAGGCCCUGGAUGUUUGAUUUGUACACUUCUUUGGAACAUCGCAGUAAUGUUGUACUGUAGUGUACUUUGUGCAGAGAGGUUUAUUUAAUCACCUUAACGUUCUGUGUUCUCCUGAUUGACUGACACCUAACCACUCCCGGGCGGAUCUGUCUGUGGGCUCCACAGAGCACCAACAAUUCCUUAAAGCUGCAGCAGUGGUAACACGGGGAUCAGCCGGCCUGUUUCUUUUCAUUAUUUAUCUGCAUCAACCCCGCCCCCCCCGGCUGCCUAGCAAGCAAUGCAGCAGAAGCUCAGUAGAGAUAAGUGCAUUGUUUUCUUAUUCACACAUUAGGAGAAAAACAAGUUUUUUUAUGGAACCAAGACUCUUACUAUUUCGAGACUUGCUUUUUUUGUACAUUGUGUUACCUUUAGACAAAUAACAGUGGUGUGUGUCAGCUAUGUCCAACUCUGUUUUUUGGUAGCAGUAAAGCAACGCUUGAUGACACAGUUUGAUUGUUGGAUAUAUGAAAGUAGGAAGCCGGUACUCACCUGUAGUGCCCAAAUACAUGAAUAGACGAAGACAACUCUGUAUGGACUUCUGGUGUCGGUACAAAUAAAUGUGAUGUAUAUUUUUUAAAUGA
This is a messenger RNA of Oryzias melastigma (Indian medaka), 4179 nucleotides long. It is a transcript of the gene cntn5, whose product is annotated as contactin 5. The record is from RefSeq and is a predicted model, not a curated record. Gene Ontology annotation, biological process: cell-cell adhesion. Gene Ontology annotation, molecular function: protein binding. Lineage: Eukaryota; Metazoa; Chordata; Actinopteri; Beloniformes; Adrianichthyidae.